Messenger RNA from Triplophysa dalaica, 7521 nucleotides. It is a transcript of the gene cux2b, whose product is annotated as cut-like homeobox 2b. The record is from RefSeq and is a predicted model, not a curated record. NCBI's taxonomy places the organism in Eukaryota, Metazoa, Chordata, Actinopteri, Cypriniformes, Nemacheilidae. Gene Ontology annotation, molecular function: DNA binding.
CAUAUAUUUCUUGUAGCCGCUCUUGAAUAUUGUGCUCAAGAUGGCCGCCGAUGUGGGAUCGAUGUUUCAAUAUUGGAAGAAAUUUGAUCUUCGGCGGCUUCAGAGGGAGCUGAAUUCAGUAGCGGCACAACUAGCAGGCCGACAAGAAGAGAGCGAGGACUCCCAUAAGCACCUGGUCGAGCUGAGUCGUGAAUUCAAGAAAAAUGUGCCAGAGGAGGUGUUGGAGAUGGUUUCUCCUGUUCUCAAAGGUUUCCAAGCUCAGGUGGUUGCGUUGAGCCAGCGCAGUAAGGAGGCGGAGUCUGCAUUCCUGGGAAUAUAUAAACAGCUGAUCGAGGCCCCAGAUCCGACUCCGCUGCUAGAAGCCACACAUUCACUGGGAGAACGUCUGGCAGAACUGCAGCAUUCCGGUCCUGAUGGUGAUGCUCUGAUUUCGCAGAUCUCAACCCACCUGACAAGACCUCUGGAUUGCCUCAACAGAGCAGAGCACACAGAGGAGGACUCCGUAACCAUAGAUACAGGGGAGGCGUCCACACAGUGUCCUCGUAGGAUGACACCAAACAGCACGCAGGACACGCAGGGCGAUGACACGCCACUCAAAAACCAUCAUGAGCAGCAGGAGGGAGAGGAACAUGAAUCAGACGCUGCUGUGCCCAUCAGACUCGACCCGGCCGAUGAGCGGAUCAAAGCCCUUCAGUCAUCACUGAGCCUGGCCCGAUCUGAGCUGCUGGAGAUGAGGCGUAAAUAUGACAAGGAAAUGACCACAAAGGUGGAGGAGACGGGCGUGCUGAUGGCAGACCUGGAGAAGGCCAACCAGAGAGCAGAUGUCGCCCAGAGGGCAGUGAAGAGACUGAGUGAGCAGCUCGCCUCCUCUCAGAGCACAUCUAAAGGGACCCGCCUAUCAAAAGACGGACCCAAGGAGGAGAGAGACGCGGAUGAGACGGACGAGCGCUCGCUGUCGCGGCUGGAAGCGGUGCUGUUCACCAAGGACAGAGAGAUUCUCAGACUGCUCGAGAGCGUCCAGAGACUUCAGUUCACCUUACAGGAAGUCCGAGACUCGUCGGCCAAUCGGAUCGCGGAGCUGGAACGGCAACUGGCCUGUAAAUCAGACGCCAUAGAGGCGCUGGAGGCGAAACUUCAGUCUCAGAUGGACUAUGAAGAGAUUAAAACAGAACUCAGUAUUCUGAGAGCCAUGAAACUGGCAUCAGCCAAUGGAACUUCCCAGGAAUCAAGCAAAACCGCCGAGACUCUUCUGCUGGAUAAACACGCCUUUCUGUCCUCUCACAAAUAUCUUGACAAAGUCAGAGUGCUACACAACAGUGAUGAGCGUCAUUCUGAGGACUCCAGCAAGGACACGGUUCGCCCCGCGGGGUCAUAUUCAUCCCCUCCUGGAACACUGCCCACAGAUGGUCACGCUUCCUCCAGCCCGGGACCGGCCAACAACGACGCACCUCCCUCCGCCCAUGAACCGCCCAGGCCCUACUCGGUGUCGCCCUUCUCGUGUGAGAAACUUCCCGGAGAUCUACUUCUGCAGAAGCAGCUCCUGUCGCCCCUCUUCAAGAAAGACGGCACCUCCAUCAUGGCGUUUCCCACCGCACUCUACGCCGCCAAAGCCGCCCUCAUGUCAGCCAAUCAGAACUCCUCUUCGUCUGUCGCUGUGGAGACGGGCAUGCCCAGCGACCAAUCAGAGAGCGGUAGCUCUGGCGGUUCAGAUGACGAUCAGUUAGACACGUCAGAAAUCGCUUUUCAGGUGAAAGAACAGCUGCUGAAGCACAACAUCGGCCAGCGUGUGUUCGGUCACUACGUGCUGGGUCUGUCGCAGGGGUCGGUCAGUGAGAUCCUGGCCCGACCCAAACCCUGGAGGAAGCUCACGGUCAAGGGCAAGGAGCCUUUCAUUAAAAUGAAGCAGUUCCUGUCGGACGAACAGAACAUUCUGGCCUUACGCACCAUUCAGGUUCGACAGAGAGGGAGCAUCACUCCUCGCAUCCGAACUCCUGAAACUGGGUCAGACGAUGCCAUCAAGAACAUUCUGGAACAAGCCAAGAAGGAGAUCCAGUCUCAGAGAGGCGAUUGUAAAUCGUCUCUGGGCUGUUCGUCGGGUCAUAACAGUUCUCGAGAGAGCAGCAGUUCAGACGAAACCAUUAAGAACAUUCUGGAACAGGCCCGGCGAGAGAUGCAGGCCCAGCAGCAGGCCCUGCUGGAGAUGGAGGUGUGCGGUCGGGCGUCCACCAGCGAGCGUCUCGGCCUGCAGGACCCCACCAAAAGUCAGCCUCCCCCCACACCCCCCUUCAUCAAACAAGAGGAGGGCACCCCUGUGCCCCCGUGCCUGUCCAAUUCCACUAACGGCCCUCACGUGCCUCUCAGCGUCGUGUCGCCCGCCGCCUUCGUGCAGAACAUCAUCCGGAAGGUGAAGUCGGAGAUCGGAGAAGCCGGAGCGUACUUCGACCAGCACUGGUCUUCGGAGCGCAACUCGGUCGUGUUGGGCGCGGGCGGCACCUCUCGACCCUUUACCUCCGUCUCGCCCUCUCUCUCCUCCUCCUCUUCGACGGGUCACUCGUCUGUGCCUCGGUCCUGGCUGCGGAUGGAGAAUGGCGACUGCCCUGCCAAUGGAGAGGAGGCGUCCGCGCCGGAGGACGAGCCCGUGUUGGGGCGGCCGGUGGAGAUUAAGGUGGAGUCCGAUUCGUCCGUCAGCGGAGAUGCUGCGGGACGGGUGUCAUACUACCCCACGUACAUCCCCCGAGCCCUGAAACCCACGGUACCCCCGCUGACCCCCGAGCAGUACGAGAUGUACAUGUACCGUGAGGUGGACACCCUCGAGCUGACCCGGCAGGUGAAGGAGAAGCUGGCUAAGAACGGAAUCUGCCAGAGGAUCUUUGGAGAGAAGGUGUUGGGUUUGUCUCAGGGCAGCGUGAGCGACAUGUUAUCCAGACCGAAGCCGUGGAGUAAACUGACUCAGAAGGGCCGCGAGCCAUUCAUACGAAUGCAGCUGUGGCUGGUGGAUCAGCUGGGUCAGGGACUCACCCAGAUGUCCAACCCGAGCCAGGAUAAGAGCCCAGUGACGACCCGCUCGUCGCCAUCCCCUCCUCAGAGUCCCGAUGACCGACCCAACAUGAGUCUGGAGCCAGCUAGUCUCGCUUUGGAGAGCAGUAAAGAGAACCAGCAGCCUCAGCAUGUGGAACCUUACGGAGGUAAAGCCCCUCCGGGUAUGAUCGUCCCCCAUCAGCCCCACACGCCGCUGGGCAUACAGGAACUGGUGGCCAUAUCUCCAGAGCUGGACACUUACGCCAUCACCAAGAGAGUGAAAGAGGUUCUGACGGACAACAACUUAGGUCAACGUCUGUUUGGAGAGAGCAUUCUGGGAUUGACCCAGGGUUCAGUAUCAGACCUGCUGUCCCGACCCAAACCCUGGCAUAAACUCAGUCUGAAGGGCCGCGAGCCGUUCGUCCGCAUGCAGCUGUGGCUCAACGAUCCGCAUAACGUCGAGAAGCUGCGCGAUGUCAAGAAAAUGGAGAAGAAAGCCUAUCUGAAGCGGCGUUACGGUCUGUUGAGUCCGGGCUCAGACAGCGAUUCCCCUGGCGCCCAUUCAGACUGCAUCAGUCCGGGUCUGACCCAGCUGGAGAUCUGUCCGUUCGGUCAAGCGAAGAAGCCCAGAGUGGUGCUGGCCGCCGAGGAGAAGGAGGCUCUGAGGAGAGCGUAUCUCCAGGAGCCUUAUCCAUCACAACACACCAUUGAGAUGCUGGCUGCCCAACUCAACCUCAAAACCAACACCGUCAUCAACUGGUUCCACAACUACAGCUUUCUGCUUUUUGGAUGCAUUUCUCCCGGCUCCCGAAGCCACUCACUGCAACAAGACAGGUCUCGUAUGAGACGGGAAGUUCUGAUGGAGGGUCUCCAUGACAACGACACGGAUGCCGAGCACAACAACUGCUCCCCUCUGGCGUCCCACAGCCUUUCUGAUCGUGAAGACAGGAGGUCCUCUGCCGGCCGUAGCCGUCCUGUCAGCGCUGACCCCCGACGCUUCACGGUCAAACAGGAGGUACAUGAGCAAGAUGAUGAUGAGGACAUCAGGUCGAGACAGGCGAAAUUCUUCUCCGGCGUCCAGUUCACUCAGCUGAAAAGUGACCCGGAUCUGACCUCACAGCGUCCUCAGGGCAUCAGGGAUGAGGAGGUGGGCCGCAGUCAGUCUGUGUCAGUCGAGAGCUCGCAGAGGAACAGCUCACAUGAAGCGGAGGAUCUGGAGAAGUCGCCCGAGGACCCCGUUAGCUUCAAGGCUUCGUCGGAGCCGUCCCGCAGCAGUCUGGAGGUUUCGCUCAACUCGCCGUCAGCCGCGUCUUCCCCCGGCCUCAUGAUGUCGGUUUCACCCGUCCCGUCAUCUUCCGCCCCCAUUUCUCCGUCGCCACCCAACCCUCCAGCCGGCGGCACCAACUCCGGCCAUCAUCCUGCCAACCACGGCCUGGAGUCACCGUUGCUCAACUCCAAACUCAACAGAAGCACUCAGAGGCGCAACGAGAAGAUGGCUAACCUCAAUAACAUCAUCCAUCGGCUGGAGCGAGCCGCCAACAGGGAGGAGACGCUCGAGUGGGAGUUUUAGAGAUGUACUCGCACCUAUCACGGGCGUCUGCUUUCAUCACGAUGAUCGGCACUGAAACACUAUAGUGGCCCUGUGACGAUAAAUGUCUCGCGAAUUUUAGGAAAAAAGCAGACGACAAAUAUUUAUAAACAUGUUUUAGGUAUUUUGAUAAAAUAACUUUGUGACAGCACUAUCUGGCUUUGGUUUUAAACAGCGAAGGAGAGAAGAAUUCUCGCACGUGAAGACUUUGCAGUGUCAUGAAAUGCGCACUGACGUCUGGUAGAUUGCCACUGGGUGAGAUUAUUGAUUAAAAGACCUCGUCUUAAGCCAUCAAAAGCACUACUUAUUAAAAGAAAAACAGAGACAAUGACCAAAUUUGCUAAUUUUUAAAUAGCAGUUUUUCAACUUUUGUCUGUAAGACGGGACAGCGAAGUCAUGUGACGUGCGACAGCUUCAUAUUGACCGAGGGAUAGUCCUAAAAGACUCUAAAUAGUGAACAUUGCAUAUGUAUUUAGUUUCUCGGUGACCUGUUUUGGAACUUUUGUUAUACAAGCGUACAACGUGUGAUUGUGUGUGUCGUAGGAAAAAAAAACGUCUGCAAUAGCCUUCUCUGAACAAGAUGUAGCAUGGAUCAUAAUUUACCCUCGACUUUCCUCUUUAGCUAGUAACCUGUGAUAUACUUGAGCGAUACUAUAAAAAAAGAGAAAAUACAGCAAAAAACAAGAAAAAAGAAAGUGUAAAAAGUCCAACGGUAGAAAUGUUUUUUUUUUUAUCAUUUAUUUAGCAAACAUGUCAUUUUUGGUUGGAGACCUGAUCCCGGAGAGCCGCUGUCUCUCUCUUUUUCUCUCUCACACACACUGGCCGGUGUGUUUUGUGUAACCUGUAGCUCCUGAUACACCAGUCGAUGCUUUUCUACCCGAACGUUUGAAUACAAAAGCUAAUGUGUAUGUUGGGAACAAGCCUCAAAGACCGCUGAUGGAGAGACGGGUGGGGAUUGAUAACAUGUGUUUUGAUUAUUAAUGCAGUUUUGGUCGCAGGUGGCGAGAGAAGUUUGGGAAAAAUGUUUCACACAUGAGAUUGAGACACACUGGUAUGACUGUUCUCAUGGGCAUCUUAUAGAAUAUAGUAAAGAUGUGACACGAGGUCUUUACGUUCAUCUGCAACAGCGUAACGUCCAGGUCUGUUUAUGAAUCAAAAUACAUGUAAGCAGGGAGUUGAAAAUGCACUUAAAAUCAGACGAAUUUGUUUUUAAUGUGCUUUAUUUCAUCUAUAUACGUCCCAUGAGCACAUGCAGUGAUUUUAAUACUUAUUAACAGGUGCUCUUUCUACUUUAGUAGAUUCAGGUCUCAUUAAAGUGAAAACACUUUAAAUAAGGUGCUAUUCAUUAACAUUUGUAAAAGCAUUAGCUAACAAUUCACAAUUUAGAUUUUCAGCAUUUUUUAAUGCUUGUUAUUGUUAGUUUAUGUAUAUAAAGUUAUUUAUGAUAGUUCAUGGUGCAAUAACUAAUGUUAACAGUGACAACAUUUGAUUUUAAUUAUGUACUAGCAAAUGCGCAAAUUAUCAUGAAUUAAUAUGAAUAAAUGCUAGAAGUAUUCUUCAUUGUUAGUUAAUGUUAGCCAAUGCAUAAAUUAAUUGUUAACAAAUAGCACCUCAUUCUAAAGUGUUACCAUUAAAAUUAUAAUAUUGUGGCCACACAUUUUUGAUCAACAUUGUACACCAUACGUAACCUUGCCUGUCAAUCAUUUAUUGCACAGUUUGUUGAUACUGGGUUGGUUGACGAGUGGAGUUUUGGAGAGAGGAACAAAUGAGUUAAAAUGGCCAAAAGCACUUUCCUUAAUGUGCAUUCAUGUAAUAAACCUCCGUACCUUCAAAUGUGUGACACUAAAUCAAAUUUAGAGGUAUUCGGGUCACUAUAAACAUGUUGACAGUUUAUGUUAAUGUUCUUGCCCGGCAAGAUUCACUUCAAACUGUUGAUCAUGGUUGUGUGUAUGUACUUAACACCACCAAACAGAAAUACACAAAACGUUCUGACCACAAUGACCAACACACAACAAAAACAGUUUGUUUUGCCAAAUUUGUCCAGAACAAAACGCAGCGUUUUGAAACAUCCUAACUGUUUCAAAAGCAUCUAAAGCCGCCAGAAGAAUUCUCAUGUAAUGUUUGAUCAGUGUAACUGUACUACUGGUGGUACAUCAAGUGUUUUUAUUUAUUGGUUUGUAUUGAUUUAUUAUUUAUUUCAACACUUAGAUGUUUUCCUACUGUGUCAUGUUUUACACUCGCAAAUUGAAGGGACGACAUCUAUUCUGACUACUCCGCAGGUCUUCGUGUCUCGUGGGGGUUGUAAGAAAACACUUGCACACGUGGUAACAGAACCGGAUCUCAAACACAUACUGUAUGUAUAUAGAUAUAUAAAUAAAUAUUACACAUUUACUGAGAAGGAUAUAUCUUAGGUCCUUGAAACUAGCGUGCUGAUGAUAUUUAAAUAAGAGUGUACAGUUCUAUUAACCAAACACAUAGAGCCAGGGGUGGUCUGGCAAGCUUGCCCAUGUUCUAGAAACUUCUCUCAGGGUAGACUUGCUUCUCUAAGCUUUACAAAACCUGUCAGGUCGUACCACUGGUCAACGUUUACUGUUCCUAACCGCCAUCUGCUUCCAUUUCUUUCAGCGACGUUUUCAACGAAGUGCAAAUCUAGCGGUGCAUUUCAUUUGACUGAUGAUGAUGUGAUUUAUAUGCAUUCAAAUAGCGCGGCUAUUGUACUAUGGCCAUGUACUAUGAUACAUACUCAUACUUUGAUUAGAUAAAGGGCAGCCAGCCGCCGACCAAGUGCAUUCUGCAUCGAAGGUCCAGAAAAUCAGCUCAAUGUCAAAAUCGUUUGUGUGACAAAGAUGAAAACAGAUUUUAUGACCGUUCGAAACUAUUUUGAUUAUUUGCCAGACUCCUUUUCUUACCUGUUA